AGGUCAUUUUGCUGCUGUUUUGGCAGUCGUCUACUGUAACCAGGCUUGUUAGCGCUUUCGGGAACAGAGUCACGACCGGACAGUCAUUUUUCCGUACUGCGUUUAACUUUGAAAAUAAAUGAGAGAAAUGUCAGCGGAGACGAUCGAGAUGGUCGAGCAGAGCGACGGGUUGCCAGGCUCAAUUCCGACUGUCUUAAAAAAACUGAUGGAAAAUCCACCCCCGAAAUUUCUGGACGCCAUCGAGGAAGGAAAGGACAAAGAGAAGCUGUCAGUGGACGAGGUCUCCAGCUCCUGCAGUGCUAGUGUUGGUGUGUCUGCCUCUCUGAUGCCAACAAUCUGGGACAAAACCAUUCCCUAUGAUGGGGAAAUGUUCCACCUGGAAUACAUGGACUUAGAUGAGUUUUUGCUAGAGAAUGGCAUUCCAGCCACACUUGAACAGGAACUCCGGCGCUCCCUGGGAAAGGAUGUGGAAGAACAAGGUGAAGACUCGCAUCAACAAGAGGUUUCCACAGCCAUGAGUAGUCCAUUGCUGCCCACUUCCAAACUAGAGAGAGAGGAGACGUCAACUGUGACCUGUGCCGUGCAGCCUACUCCUGAUCCAGUCUUCACCUCGGAGCCCACCACAGAAGUAGAAUCGGAGCCAGAGAGAGGCACACCCAGCCCGGUUGACCCAGAACACAUUGAAGUGCAGGUUAAUUUUGAGCCUGACCCCACUGACCUGGUGCUGUCCAGUGUUCCUGGAGGAGAGCUGUUUAAUCCUCGGAAGCAUAAGUUCAGUGACGAGGAGCUAAAGCCACAACCCAUGAUCAAGAAAGCCAAGAAGGUGUUUGUUCCUGAGGAAAGCAAGGAUGAGAAAUAUUGGUCCAGGAGGAGGAAGAACAAUGUGGCAGCAAAGCGCUCUAGAGAUGCCCGUCGCCUCAAAGAGAAUCAGAUUACUGUACGAGCGGCGUUUUUGGAGAAGGAAAAUGCAGCCCUGCGAGCGGAGGUGGCAGAGUUGCGCAGAGACUUUGGCCGUUACAAGAAUAUUGUUGCCAGAUACCAAGCCAAAUUUGGACCACUAGAACUGGAUAUUGAACGGAAGAACUUGUAAGAACUGAGGAUUUUUUUCUAAAUUUAUUUAUUUCCAAAUAAAUAAAUUUAAAAAGAUGGGGGAAAAAAAAAAAUCUUAAAUGACCCGAGCAUCUCUGGAGGCGAAAGAACGGGAACGUUGACAAAGUGACAUCUGACCAACAACAAGCAGCAAGGGUUGCAGUAUCCUUUACUAGCACUGUAAAAAGUUCUUAACUUUUUUUAUUUAAUGAAGUUUAGCUGUGUGCUUAUUUUUGUGUAUGUAAAUAAAGUGAAUAUUUUACAUUUAUGGAAAGGUUUUUCAAAGAUUUUUUUUCUGUAGUGUGUAAGCUAUAGAUCAAGCCUCCUAUUGCCUUCUCAUUGCUAACAGUCGGUGGUAGAGGGUUCUGCUAUGGAGAAUUCAUGAACAAUGGGAAACAUUAUGCUACAUUUAUUUCUAAUUAUGCAUCAGUACCAUCUUCUUGUGAGGUUAAACUGCACUUACUGAAGAAACGGACAUGACCAUACUCAACAGCAGAGGUUGUAAAUUGAGAUUCUGUAACGUAUGGAGCUCUACACUUCUCCCACCCUUCACAAUUCUGAUAAUGCGAUCCACUCGGUACCUUUAAUAUAAAUCAUACUGACCUCUGUGCUCACAGAUGCAAAUUGGCACAUCACAAAUUCAAUUAUUCAAAUAAAAAAUUUGUGUAGAUGAAAAACACCCCGUUUAAACUUGAAUGUUUUAAAUAUAUAAAAGUUUAAAAUAUAACAACAAAAACUCUGGCUUAAGAAGGAAAUACAUUUUUGAUAAAACAGUACAGCAUAUCGAGUCAUGGGAAAUUAAGAGGGAGCUACAUAACACCCUCACUAGUCACUACCGGACUGGGUAGGAUUAGGGUGUUGUGGUGUGCUACACGAAUAUUAAAUCACGGUGGCCAGUUGUCUAACAUACUAAUACAUUUUUACAUUAAAGAAAGCCCAGUCCCCCUCUUAAGCCAAGGAAGAAGGGUCCCUUGUCAUUGUCAGUUAGGAAAUGAGAUAACAGGCUUGGACCAACAUUAGUUAUUACAUCACAGCAGACUCUUCAUUUUGAAUCGUUGUGAUCUGGAUUUUUUGCUUUUACUCUGCAUGUGUAAUAAAGGCUCAUUGCGGACUUGCGUGUUGUAAUGCCCAGGGGUUUUUUACAAUGUGUUUGUAACAAUGGAGUUUAAAGCAGUCAAUCGACAUCUCUUUUCUAUCGUCUCUUUCAUAGCGUGCUACAUUCCCGCUUAUUUCACAAAGAUACAAAACAUUUGCCCUCCAGGGACUCUGCAGUGCUACAUUCAUGCAGCCUUGAAAAUUAGUUUUUGCCUUCCCAAUUCAUGUUAUCUGCUGUUAGUCAUUAAAAAUAACAUCCUGCAUCUAACCCUCACAUAAAAACUGAUGGCUCACCGAUGUACAGUUUUUACAAAAAAAAA
Molecule: messenger RNA, 2504 nt
Organism: Polypterus senegalus (gray bichir)
Lineage: Eukaryota; Metazoa; Chordata; Cladistia; Polypteriformes; Polypteridae
Product: thyrotroph embryonic factor-like
Exons: 5
Coding region: 119-1090 (323 amino acids)
Biological process (GO): regulation of transcription by RNA polymerase II
Cellular component (GO): nucleus
Molecular function (GO): RNA polymerase II cis-regulatory region sequence-specific DNA binding; DNA-binding transcription factor activity, RNA polymerase II-specific
Source: RefSeq, a predicted model, not a curated record